Molecule: messenger RNA, 1014 nt
Organism: Trichoderma asperellum CBS 433.97
Lineage: Eukaryota; Fungi; Ascomycota; Sordariomycetes; Hypocreales; Hypocreaceae
Source: RefSeq, a predicted model, not a curated record
AUGCCGUCGAGCCGUCGCAAUGUCCCCUCAUUCAACUCUCCACGGCCCGAAAAGCAAUCCAAGGAUGCUCUGAAAAUCGACCCAUUGAAUGACCUGGACUGGAAGGCCGUUGAGCCCACGAAAUACCGACCAUUCAAGCCCAUUUACCACAUCACCAUGGCACUGAAAGCAGACACCCCUUCGGAGCUCAUCACCGUCGACACAGACUACUUUGACAGAGUCUCGCUGCGGCGCCAGAUCAUCACCCAGCAUGGUGCCUUGGUCCACGGCUGUCUUCCCGCCGGUGUCGAAGCCGUCAACGAGCUCUACCAAUUCCUGCUCAAGGACUAUCUCCCAACUCGCUUCCCAACCAUGUUCCAGCUCCGGGAUCAGGGCCUUCGGUUCGAGAAUCUUGUGACCGGCCAGACGUUCCCCACGGCUGUGCCCGAAGAUCCAGCUGCGGCACUGCGGACCCUCGCCGAGACAGUCGAGGAAGACAUGUUUCUGCUGAUUGGCGAGCCAGAGGGGCACCGUGCAGUGGCAUUUCAGUGCUGUUUUCCGUCAGGAUUUGAUCCAUCGUCAAAGGUGGGCAAGUUGCUGAAGGAGAUUCACUCGCCGGUGCCUUCGUACGACAAGAUUGGACCAAGCAUGGAGAGGUUCUUUGGCAAGAUUGAGGUGGGCAACAAUGUAAAGCGAACAAACUGGGGCAUACAAACAGAUGGCAACUUGUUUCAUUACGAACGGCACGAUGGACCAACCAGCGAUGCUCCAUUGGCAGCUGAAGCAGAGACGGACAUGAGCCAGACUUAUGCUCGCAUCGAGCUCCAGACGCUCAGCCGGCUGCCCAAGACUCGGGCCGUUCUCUUCUCCUUCAAGACGUACCUCUAUUCGCUGCGGCAGCUCCGAGAGGAAGGGCUGGGCCCGCAGGUGGCAGAUGCCAUUGAGGGCCUCAAGACCGGCAACGCGCCGGGCAUGUGGAAUUACAAGGGCGCACCGCAGUGGGGAGAGCCGGUUUGCAGGUACCUGAGGUCAUGA